GCCAUCCUGUCUCAGAAAAACUCAACCACUUAGGUCCGGUCUUCCACAGUGCUAAGUGGAUUCAUCCUGUUUGAAUUCAGAGAGCUGAGAAAUGAGGAAACGACUGAUUCAAAUAUUUGGCUUUUUGAUCACCUCACUCGGAUGGACGUUUGUGCUUUGCACCAUGGCCAUGGACUAUUGGAGGAUCUCCCAAAUCGGAGGACAAGGAGGCUCCUUUAUCAUCAAAGUGGCCUGGUACUGGUCCAAUCUGUGGAAAGACUGUUUCACUGAUUCCACAGCCGUGACCAACUGCAGAGACUUCCCUGUGCUGUGGAGUGUCACCCGUAAGUGAGCGACAUGUUAGUUAUUGUACAUCACUGACAAUGUUUGUAAUAUGUCCUCUAAUACAGGAGUUUUAGAUCUGUGUUGUGAUCAAUGAUUCAUUAUGUAACUUUGAAGGACUAAAAUAUAGAAUUUGGAAUAAACAGUGUUAAUAGAGGAUGUGUCUGUUUUGAAAAUGUAAAGGCACCUUAAUUGAAAGAGGAAUAAUCGAAUCUUAGUAAUGAUAUUUACGAUGUAUGUUACAGCGAAGUGAAGUAGAUGAUCAGUCAAAUUAAAUUAGCUUUAGCCUUGUUCAUUGAAAAGUAAUGGUGUACUUAAUAAAUCAAGCUAACUUGUCAAAAAAUCACAGACUCAUCUGAUUAUCUCUAUUCAAAGCAGAGUCAGAAGUCUUGUCUUCUUGUCUACUCAUCUCAUGAGUCAUAUCAUUUGUCGUUUAUCUGAGAGACUCGGAUUGAACUUUCUCUUAUUUUCUUAUAUUGGCAGCUUACGUCCAAGGAGUGCGAGGGUUGCUUAUGUGCGGGUUGACUCUGGGGUUCUUUGCUGUUGUUCUCUGCUUUAUUGGGAUGGACUGCACCUACAUUGGGGGAGCAGAUAAAACCAAGGACAAACUGGUUUUGGCAGGAGCGGUGUUUCAUCUUGCUGGAGGUGAGAGGAACAAAUACUCUUGUCUUGGUAAAUGACAGAAAUGUUUUGCCCUCAUUAUUUCUUGGUAUCAACGAAACCUCUGUCCACAGGUGUGUCAAAUAUUGCCGCCUACUGCUUAUACAUCAACAGGGUUGCCAGGACAACCUUCGCUGCCACUAUAGGGCCGGGAGUUUUACGGUGCGAUUCCUCACACUAAUGUCCAUAAAUAAAAGGUUAUACUGUAAAAAAAUAUAUAUAUCUCAUCUUUUGCUACAGUGAAUUUUGAUUUAUUCAAUCCAGGUAUGACUUGGGACCUCCCAUAUUUCUUGGACUGGUGGGUUGUUUUCUCAUCUAUUUGGGAACUGCGUUUUACGUCGUCACAGUCUUCAGAGUGAUCUGCCCAAAAAGGUAUUCUGAUUCACCUAGUUUCUGCCUUUUUUUUCCUCACCCCACCACUGAAUUAAUUCUGACAUUGUUUUGGUCCCACAGUCAAGUAGUGUAUGCCUAUGGAGGGCACACCUACAUGGAUCCUCGCUCCCGAGGAAGAACGCUGUACACUGGAUACUACAGACCCUCCCAGCAGUAUGCAUCUUACAUGGGCUCAGGGCGAUCCAGCAGCUCCAAGAUCUCAAAGCUCUCUCAGACGACGCCGACUAAAGUUUCAGAAAGAGAUGCCUUUGUAUAGAAACUAAAAGCCCUUUAUUUGUAUAUAGUAAUUUUUUCACAUUCAAUAAACAAGGACGCCUUAAUCUUGUGUAACUACCUAACAUGUCUCAGCAAAUCUCAAAACUCUUCCUUUUUUGUGCACCUCUGUUGCUGUCGUAUUUUUAUUGUUUUAAAGCUCUUUGCGUGUGUUAUUUUGGUUAAACAAGUCAUAAUCUGAACAAAAUACACUGUCAUGUGUUUACUCAUCAUCAGCGAACUUUGUUGUGAUUUAAAACAAUAUUGUGUUGGGAUAAAUGCCUUUGAAUUAAUGAUUACCUAAAUAAAGCUUUUGUUCGUA
Molecule: messenger RNA, 1948 nt
Organism: Xyrichtys novacula (pearly razorfish)
Lineage: Eukaryota; Metazoa; Chordata; Actinopteri; Labriformes; Labridae
Source: the annotation of a GenBank genome assembly